AUAAAACCACCCUUAGUAACGAGCAAAGAAAGGAGAUCAUUGCAUUUAAAGAAAAACAUCCUAACACCAGCCAUGUUGAACUCGUCGAUUGGGUAAAAAAAAAAUUUGGCCUUGAAGUUCAUCAAAGCACUAUUGGUCGCUUAUUAAAGAAUAAGGAUAAUAUUGAAAGUAACUCAUCUGCAAAAAGACAAAAAAUGGUCCAAUAUCCUGACCUUGAAAAUGCAUUGCUAGAAUGGAUUUUGCAAAACCAAGAUAGAGUCAUAUUAAGUGAUGCGAUUGUAGUUGAAAAAGCGAAAGUUUUUGCUAAUAUGUUAAAUAUACCUGAUGGUGAUCUUAAAUUCUCUCCUGGCUGGCUAUUUAAGUUUAAAAAAAGACACGGCUUGAGAAAAAUAACAAAGCAUGGUGAAGCUGCUUCCGUAGAUGAUGAUGUUGUCGCAGCCACCAUUCCUAAGCUAAGAAAAACUUUAAAAGGAUAUGACUUGAGAGAUAUCUAUAACAUGGACGAGACAGGAUUAUUCUAUUAUCUCGAACCAGAUACCACACUUGCGACUGUUCGUCUUAAAGGUAAGAAAAAGGAUAAGGAUGAUUGA
Molecule: messenger RNA, 590 nt
Organism: Cetraspora pellucida
Lineage: Eukaryota; Fungi; Glomeromycota; Glomeromycetes; Diversisporales; Gigasporaceae
Source: the annotation of a GenBank genome assembly